Messenger RNA from Zingiber officinale, 621 nucleotides. RefSeq lists its product as uncharacterized. Lineage: Eukaryota; Viridiplantae; Streptophyta; Magnoliopsida; Zingiberales; Zingiberaceae. Gene Ontology annotation, molecular function: N-acetyltransferase activity. Gene Ontology annotation, cellular component: chloroplast. The record is from RefSeq and is a predicted model, not a curated record. The transcript is spliced from 2 exons. Gene Ontology annotation, biological process: N-terminal protein amino acid acetylation. The coding region runs from base 1 to 621 and encodes 206 amino acids.
AUGGUUCGAGAUGCGGUGCCAGAGGAUUAUUGGGGAGUGGCAGAUACUCAUUGUAGUUGUUUCUUUCCAAAUUGUAGGUUCCCCAUCAAUCUUCUUCUCAGGAUCAACCGCUGUGUAAGGUUGCUUUCUGGGUUCCCAGUUCCUCUAGGCAGUAUGUGGACGUGUCUUGUUGCUGUUACUGGUAGUCCAGUGAACAAUAGCUCAUUUAUUCAGAGGGAUGAUCUUGAACCAGAAGACAUUGACAGCAUUAAGAAAGGAUGUGUAGCUGGAAUUCUUACAGUUGAUACAAUGGCUGACUUCCUUCCUAGGAAAGGUCCACUUCUACAAAGAAGAACAAGAAUAGCAUACAUAUCAAAUGUUGCGGUUAGGAAGGCGCACAGACGAAAGGGGAUUGCCAAGAUGCUCAUGGUCAAUGCAGAGGCCCGAGCCUGGAUUUGGGGAUGUCGUUCUGUGGCAUUGCAUUGUGACGUAAACAACUUAGCUGCUAUGAGAUUAUACAAGGAGCAGGGCUACAAGUGCAUACAGGUGCCAGCAAAUGCAAAAUGGCCCAAACCAAGGAGCAAACCAGGUACCCAGUUUAACUUUAUGAUGAAAAUUAUAAACCCUAAUGCAACCCCUUGA